UCACGUACGAGCCAUUCACUGAAGGCUUUCCCCGCCCACCCUAGCUCCGUGUCUCUCUUUCCGGACCUGGCUGAGGAGGAGGCGCCAUCAUGGGAGUUGACAUCCGCCACAACAAGGACCGAAAGGUUCGACGCAAGGAGCCCAAGAGCCAGGACAUCUACCUGAGGCUGCUGGUCAAGCUGUACAGGUUUCUGGCCAGACGAACCAACUCCACCUUCAAUCAAGUUGUGCUGAAGAGGUUGUUCAUGAGUCGCACCAACCGGCCACCCCUGUCGCUUUCCCGGAUGAUCCGGAAGAUGAAGCUUCCUGGCCGGGAAGGCAAGACCGCUGUGGUCGUAGGGACUAUAACCGAUGACGUGCGUGUCCAGGAGGUGCCCAAACUGAAGGUGUGCGCUCUGCGCGUGAGCAGCCGUGCCCGGAGCCGCAUUCUCAAGGCCGGGGGCAAAAUCCUCACCUUCGAUCAGUUGGCCUUGGACUCCCCCAAAGGCUGUGGCACUGUUCUCCUCUCUGGGCCUCGCAAGGGCCGCGAGGUGUACAGGCAUUUCGGCAAGGCCCCAGGGACCCCGCACAGCCACACCAAACCCUAUGUUCGCUCCAAGGGCCGGAAGUUCGAACGCGCCAGAGGCCGACGUGCCAGCCGCGGCUACAAAAACUAACCCCAGAGCCUGUCUUGUUAUUAAAAAGAUUUUGGAUGCUGGUG
Phacochoerus africanus (Common warthog) is the source of this 700-nucleotide messenger RNA. It is a transcript of the gene RPL18, whose product is annotated as ribosomal protein L18. Gene Ontology annotation, cellular component: cytosolic large ribosomal subunit; ribosome. The record is from RefSeq and is a predicted model, not a curated record. The transcript is spliced from 7 exons. Lineage: Eukaryota; Metazoa; Chordata; Mammalia; Artiodactyla; Suidae. Gene Ontology annotation, biological process: translation. Gene Ontology annotation, molecular function: structural constituent of ribosome; RNA binding. Bases 90 to 656 code for a protein of 188 amino acids.